GGUAUCCAUCUCAAACUGUAGCGUGUAAACCUACAGUACAAGAGAUCACGUGAGGCAUAAAGUAGCCUAGCGGACCGUGAGAGAGUGGGCUUUGAGUACAGCAGCGCAUUACGCAGUGCCAGCCAUGAACCCAGUGCAAUGAAACUCGCUUUUCGCGGCGCGAAUCAUACCUGUCCCAACAUCUCCGCUGACCACACAGCAGUUUGGAACAUGACGUGACAAAAGAUUACAAAGAGCCGAUGGGGAUUUACAGCGGCCGCCAAUUGGGACGCUCGCAUUCACCGUCGUGUGUCAGCGGACGCCGCGGGACGCCUGAUCGAUCGCUGAUGUCUCAGCCCCGCGCGCUCUCUUCCGUCUAACUCAAUAUCUACCCAGUCUCCGGAGAAGGAGGAGGAGGAGGAGGAGGCACUGUUUCUGGCAGGAGUACAAAGCCGGGGCCCCCAGCAUGUGGCCCCCAGAUCUCGGCCCCUCCAACGCCCAGCUCACCCUUCCCGGCUUCGGCGGCGGCGUGUUCGAGGAGCCCGAGGACUUCUUCCUGCCUCCGCUGUCCCCGGGGGGCCCGUGCCACCCCACGCCGCCCCCCCACCUGGGGGCCCUGGGGGCCCUCUGCCUCCCCCGGCCCUCCCGGUCCCUCGACCCCCUGGGGCCGGACUUCACCUCCUUCUUCUGCUCCUCCUACAAGGCCAACCCCUCCCCCGCCCGGGCCGACCCGGACGCCGGCCCCGGGGCGCCGGCGGAGCCCAAACACGGCCCCCGGAGGCACGAGGGCUACACCUGGCCCCCCGCAGCCACUUCCUGUCUGCUGGGCUCCUCCCCCUCCCCCCCCGGUGGCCCCGCCCAGUGUUUCUCCUCGCCCCCCUCCCACCCGGCCCUGAUGUCGCCGCUCCGCGGGUUCCCGGCUGCGGGCCGCGGGAUGGCCCUCGCCGAGGACCCCCGCCAGCGCCAGGGCCCCCGGGACGACUUCCCCCCGCCCCCCAUCAAGCAGGAGCCGGCGGACCACCCCGCGCCCUGCAAGGCGGAGCGCUUCCCCCCCGCCUGCCAGCAGAGGGGCGGGCCCUUCUACCAGAGCCAGCGGGCCCCGCCCGAGCCGGGCCUCGACCCGGGGGACCCCCCCGACGGCGGCCGCUCCCCGCGGCGCUCCGGCGACGCCCCCGGGAGCCACGGGGCGGCGGCGGAGGAGCCGGAGGGCCAGCUCUGCCGCUGGGCGGAGUGCAGCGCCGCCUACGACCACCAGGAGGAGCUGGUCCGGCACAUCGAGAAGGCGCACAUCGACCAGCGCAAGGGGGAGGAGUUCACGUGCUUCUGGGCGGGUUGCGUGCGGCGCCACAAGCCGUUCAACGCCCGCUACAAGCUGCUCAUCCACAUGAGGGUGCAUUCGGGGGAGAAGCCGAAUAAAUGUAUGUUCGAGGGCUGCUCCAAGGCCUUCUCGCGGCUGGAGAACCUGAAGAUCCACCUGCGCAGCCACACGGGGGAGAAGCCUUACGUGUGCCAGCACCCCGGCUGCCUGAAGGCCUUCAGCAACUCCAGCGACCGCGCCAAGCACCAGCGCACGCACCUCGACACGAAGCCGUAUGCCUGCCAGGUCCCCGGAUGCACCAAGCGCUACACGGACCCCAGCUCCCUGCGCAAGCACGUCAAGUCCCACGCGGCCCGGGGCCACCCGGAGAGAGAGGCCCCGCUGCCCUCCAUGUUAGAGUCGGACAUGCUGAGCUACUGCCUCGCCCGGCAGCACCUCCACGUCGCCAGCGGCGGUGGCGGCGUCGCCGUCGGCAACCAGCAGAACCCUGCGGCCGGGAUGAAGGGCGGCCCCGAGCCCGGGCCCGGAACGGACGGCUUCGCAGGUCAGGUCGGACGCCGUCGACAGCGUACUGAGAAUGAUAAUAAGGAUGAGGAUGAUGAGGAUGAUGAGGAUGAUGAGGAUGCAAAGCUUUGUUUAUUCGGCAUCUUGCACGCGUGA
Gadus chalcogrammus (walleye pollock) is the source of this 1957-nucleotide messenger RNA. RefSeq names its product zinc finger protein GLIS1-like. The record is from RefSeq and is a predicted model, not a curated record. NCBI's taxonomy places the organism in Eukaryota, Metazoa, Chordata, Actinopteri, Gadiformes, Gadidae. Gene Ontology annotation, cellular component: nucleus. Gene Ontology annotation, molecular function: RNA polymerase II cis-regulatory region sequence-specific DNA binding; DNA-binding transcription factor activity, RNA polymerase II-specific. The transcript has 5 exons. The coding region runs from base 446 to 1957 and encodes 503 amino acids. Gene Ontology annotation, biological process: regulation of transcription by RNA polymerase II.